CUAAAUUUUAUUAUAAAUAUCAUAGGAAACAUACGUACAUAUGUUAAACUUCAUUAUCUGGCAAGAUAAUGCUACAAAAUAUUAGUAUCAGACUAUAUUACGUGCGUAGUAAACUGCUAUGUGGGGACGUUGCGAGGCCAAAUUACUCUAUGAAACUUCUCAUUUACUAUCACCUAGUCCUUCUGUUUUACUGAACGUCCAUACGUUUGUUCAUUGUGCAGUUUCGCGCAUGAUUAAUUAUAACAAGCUUUGACAGCAAGCUAUUGGCAAGAGCUUGGAUGAGGAUGAUGACUUUACUAUUGCUCGUCGUCGUCCUGUCGGCUUUGCCUGCCGCUCAGAGUGUGGGGCCGAUCGGCACAUCUGCAGGAGAUCAGGGCGUGGAAAGAAUAGCAGGGUUUAAAUCCAUCAUAUCUUCAGACAAGCAAUGGCAAGACUUCUGGAUGUAUCGUCUUCUUGUGAACCUACUCGGUUACGCAACGAUAAUCCUUCCAGGUUAUCUAAUCUUACGCUACCUGAAAAGAAGUAACUACAUAGAGAGAGCAGGUGAUGGUUGCUUUGCUAGAGUAUUGAAACUAUUUGUCGAUGGUGCCAGCACAGAGAAAGAUGACAUAGAAGAACAAAGUACACAACUGCCUAAACCGGAGCGUUCAGAGAAAGCUCAGGCAUUGGUGUUAUUAUUUUGCUUUCUUGGAUUGCAAUGCUCGUACUUGACCUGGGGCGUCCUGCAGGAGAAAAUCAUGACGAAAGAGUAUGGCGGCUUCAAGAGCGAAACGUUUCGCGACUCACAGUUUCUCGUGUUCGUGAACCGAAUCCUCGCGUUCGUUCUCGCCGGCGCGUACAUCCUGCUGACGAAGCAGCCGCGCCACACGGCGCCGCUCUACAGGUACUCCUACUGCUCGUUCUCGAACAUCAUGAGCAGCUGGUGCCAGUACGAGGCGCUCAAGUACGUCAGCUUCCCGACGCAGGUGCUCGCGAAGGCCUCCAAAAUCAUCCCCGUCAUGCUGAUGGGAAAGCUGGUGUCGAAGAAGUCGUACCAUUACUUCGAGUACGUCACGGCGGUGAUGAUUUCUGUCGGGAUCAGUCUCUUUCUGUUGUCGGGCCAUGGUGAGCAGAGCCACCGAAACACGGUGACGACAUCGUCCGGCUUCCUCAUCCUCGUCGGCUACAUGCUCUUCGACAGCUUCACGUCGAACUGGCAGGGGGCGCUGUUCAGCGCGCACAAGAUGUCCUCCGUGCAGAUGAUGUGCGGCGUGAACCUCUUCUCGUGUCUGUUGACGUUCGUGUCGCUAUGGCAACAGGGCGGCUUCAUGCAGUCGCUCCUGUUCGCGACGCGACACUUUGCCUUCGUCUUCGACAUCUGCCUGCUCUCCGUGUGCUCGGCCGCAGGGCAGCUGUUCAUCUACUACACGAUUUCUCAGUUCGGUGCAGUGACGUUUGUGAUAAUCAUGACUACGCGGCAGGCGCUAGCUAUCCUUCUCUCGUGCGUCAUCUACGGUCACAUGGUGACGGCUUUAGGGGCGAUUGGAAUCGUCGUAGUCUUCAUUGCUAUCUUCCUACGGAUCUACUGCAACCACAAGGUUAGACAACGAAAAAUAAUUGAGAGCAGGAAAGCGGUACCAGCGGCAUCUGAAGCUUAAUUUGGUAAUGCAUGCCCUAUUUGAUUAUACUUCCAAAUAUUAUCUCACCCCCGUUAUUUAUAGCCAUUAUAUAUUAAUUAGGACGAUUGAAUUGAUUUGAACCAUGAUGUAAUCAUUACUGUAAUGGGAAUUGAUUGCUUAUUAUAUUUUAACAAGAAUUGGGAAGAAUUCUUAUAGACACAGUUGAUGUAUAUAUAGCUGUUUAAAUAGUCAAAUAUGCUAUUUAUCUGCCGACUUUUACAACAUUUAUUCACUGGUUUGUUAAACACGCAUAAUGCACGUGACAAACACGAAAAAUUAUUAUGUUUUGUUAAUAUAGCAUAUUUUUAGCAUUUUAUCUACUAUAUUUAGCAAGGUGAUCGAUCAGUGGAAGUCUGAAUGUCUAUAUUAAGGUUCGUGCAAUCGUUGGAAGAAUAAUUUGUUAAUUUAAUCAAGGUGUGUUGGCCAGAAUUAUAGUGGAAUUAUAUAUCAUUACAAUUGAAGUUGCACAUUUGGAUUGUCUAAACUCCUGGGAUGGAUGGGUAUUAUAUGUGUGAUACACUUUUACGUUAAAUAAAAUAUCAGAUAAAAUCGGUAAUACACAGGUUAUGCUGCCCAUGCGUAGGUGGAGUACAGCUGUUAUAAUUAGUAGUCAUUAGCUUUGUGGUAGGCCCAGGUAUUGUUCAUUAUAUUUUACAUUUAUAUUGAGUCUCAUAUUACCUGGAAAACCCAAUGAUCGUGGCUCAACUUUUUUCUUUGUUGUCUCUGUAUUAAUUCCAAGUGUACACUAACUAUAUGAUGCCAAUUAAUAGUUAAUUUAAUAUUGUUUUCUUUUAAUUGUUUUACAUUGGUAAUUAUAGUAUUUAAUUUGUUUUUUUGCGCAUGUAUUUUGGACUAUUGAGAUAUAUGUAUUGCUUCACAAGUAGCUGAAUCGACAAUUUCAUUGUAGAAUUUGAAGAAUCUCUUGAGUGCUGGGUACAUCAACUACAUAGAUGUCAACAAAGCCAAUCUCAGCUUUGAAGGAAUAUACGUGUUUCGUACAACUUCCUUGUUUGCGAUGCGAUUUCCUGUGAUGAGUGAAUGUAAGCUGUCUCUAUGUAAGAAAGUCUUGUGGAGAAAAUCUAUAAUAUAUAUUCCAUGAAAAUAUGAUAAUGUUCUUUCAACCUAUACUGUUAUGUAAAAGUGUGGCCUUCGUUGAAAGGUGUUGAUAAGGAGACAAACAAUUUUGUGUAUUUUUAUAUAAACGGUUAGGGACCUUAUGAAAGGGGUUGUUAAAUUGGUGUAGCAUGAACAUGGUAUUGUAAUAAUAAAUUAUAAACACAGUAAUUGGAA
Priapulus caudatus is the source of this 2948-nucleotide messenger RNA. RefSeq names its product adenosine 3'-phospho 5'-phosphosulfate transporter 1-like. Gene Ontology annotation, cellular component: Golgi membrane; endoplasmic reticulum membrane. Gene Ontology annotation, molecular function: 3'-phosphoadenosine 5'-phosphosulfate transmembrane transporter activity. The record is from RefSeq and is a predicted model, not a curated record. The transcript is spliced from 4 exons. Gene Ontology annotation, biological process: transmembrane transport. Lineage: Eukaryota; Metazoa; Priapulida; Priapulimorpha; Priapulimorphida; Priapulidae. Bases 279 to 1637 code for a protein of 452 amino acids.